Pichia membranifaciens NRRL Y-2026 is the source of this 2346-nucleotide messenger RNA. RefSeq lists its product as hypothetical. Gene Ontology annotation, biological process: establishment or maintenance of microtubule cytoskeleton polarity; microtubule polymerization; mitotic spindle organization. The record is from RefSeq and is a predicted model, not a curated record. Gene Ontology annotation, molecular function: microtubule plus-end binding; microtubule plus end polymerase activity. NCBI's taxonomy places the organism in Eukaryota, Fungi, Ascomycota, Pichiomycetes, Pichiales, Pichiaceae. Gene Ontology annotation, cellular component: spindle pole; spindle pole body; kinetochore. The transcript has a single exon. Bases 1 to 2346 code for a protein of 781 amino acids.
AUGUCAGAGAGUGAAUUUGAAAACUUGCCGGUUGAGGAACUUUUGGAGCACAAACUAUGGAAAGCCCGACAAUUAGGAUACUCCCAAUUGAAGGAAAUAGCUGAAAAAAGCAUUUCUGAUGAACUGAUCACACAACUUGUUAAUAACCCACAACGUCUACUGAAGAUAGUUACUGACUCCAAUGUUGCUGCCCAGGAAAUGGGUAUAUCAGCACUCACAACGAUUUUGAAACAGUCGAGGCCUGAAACUGUUUCAAGAACUAGAGAUACAGUGGUUCCGGGAUUAGUUGAAAAGGGUUUAACAUCUUCAAAGGCGAGUAGCAGGUCUGAAGCAACCGAAGCACUCUUGCUCUAUGUCGAAUUAGAUUCCGGCAAAGAAGUGAUUGAGUUGAUGCUUCCAAGUCUAAGCGCCAAAUCACCAAAACAAGUUACAGCCACUGUGAAGGCCAUAAACGAUAUAUAUUCAGCAUUUGGGUGUCCAACUAUGGAUCCCAAGUUGAUCAUCAACAGUAUACCAAAGUUAUUUGAGCACUCAGACAAGAAUGUAAGAGGGGAAGCUUCUGGCCUUUCCGUUACCAUUAGGUCAUAUAUUGGUGAUUCUUUUGACCAAACUAUAUUUCCGAAGAUAAAGCCCAUACAGCAAAAGGAUUUGAAAGCUUUAUUUGAAGAAAUAAAGUCUGGAGCUAAACCCAGUAGAAUGACUUAUUCUCAAAAGAGUGCUAAUUUAGCUGAGAAUGAUGAAGAUGUGCAGAUGACCGAAGAGUCAGUGAUUGAAAGUACGGGUGAAGCUAAGGCUGUCUUCAAUGCAUAUGAUUUUGAGGACCCUGUGGAUGUGCUGAGUCAACUCCCUACUGACUUAUCAACAAGAUUAAGAGAAUCGGUAUGGAAGGAACGUGUGGAAGUGUUAGAAGAGAUCUCUGGAUUUUUCAAAGCUCCGAAAAUACAAGACGAGGACUACUCGUAUUUCAUAUCGCUCAUGGUUGGCUGUUUAAGAGACGUCAAUUUGCAAGUCGUCACUUUGGCUUGUGGAAUAUUGCUAGACCUUGCAAAAGGGCUCAAAGCGAAUUUUCAUAAAUAUUCUUCGACUUUGGUAUCUCCCUUGCUUGAACGAACCAAAGAAAGGAAAAAAACUGUACUUGGAGCUUUAAUUGAAGUUCUUGAUACUUGUUUCAAAUAUUCCUCAUUUCACGAUAUUGUCGAUCCUACAGUGGAGUAUAUGGUGCAUAUCUCACCACAUGUCAAAGUUGAAAGCAUGCAAUAUCUAGUGCGAUGUUUAAAAGAGACCAAGGUUUUGCCUACUAAUGACGAGAUUGAGAGGAUGAUGGCUUCUGCCAUCAAGUUGUUACAAGACUCUCAAGUAACGGUAAGAAAUGCAGCAUCAGAAGUGAUCGGUACGUUGAUGAAACUAAUUGGAUCUGAGAAGUCUAGGAAAUAUCUGGAUAGAGUUGACAAACGUCAUGUUAAAAAGGUACAGCAGAUAUGUCAAUCUGCUGUCGUAAAGACAGGUCCCACAAGAGAAGGGUUUACUGUCGUGGAACAAGUCACCUCAAUAAAUGACAAAAUACCCAAUUUAGCUCAACGAGGUGUGGGAUCUAACACCUCAGAGAAUGAAAAUACAACGGCAGCUCCUUCUACAUCGAGGUCCAGCGGUAGCUCUAUACCAUCAAAGAGAGCUGCCACUUCACCAUUGAAAGAAAAUGUUGCAAACCACAAAAACACUUUGACGUCAAAACCUUUAAAGGCGUCGAAUGUGAGCAACUACGGUAUAUCAGCGCAGCAACUUCAAGAGUUGGAAUUGUUAAAGGCAGAGAAAUUUGUUUGGCUGGAAGAAAAAAAGGUGCUGCUUUCCGAUCUUGAGGAGGUGAAAAGCAAUAAUGAUAGCUUGUUGAAAAAUGUAGUCUCGCUGAACGGCAAACUCGACGAUUAUCAUGAGAAGUUCACCACGAUGAGUAUGACACUGAAGUCCAAAGACACACAGAUAUUCCGACUCAGAAGUGAUUUGGAGACCUGCCAAAUCAGAUAUUCGCAACUACAACAAAAGAACAAGGUGCUGAGUGGACAGCUGGAGCUGUCGAAUGACAAAAACACGGCAGUGGAAAGCAUCAACAAAGUGCCCGAGGACUCGAACGAUAUCAAUCGGAGAAUAUCCAUUCUCAGUAUAGGCUCGAGCACCGGCGAGGCAAAGGAAACCGAGAAAAUCCCUGUGCUGCGCAACAAUGUUUCGAUUUACAAUUUUGACGACGCCGACGAUGGGUGGAAGCGUGCCACUGCUGUCACCAACGACCUUAAGGCCAAGAUACAGCGCAUGAAGGCACGGACCCGUGUACUCGACCCAGUGGAUGACUAA